Messenger RNA from Sceloporus undulatus (fence lizard), 2198 nucleotides. RefSeq names its product WD repeat containing, antisense to TP73 (gene WRAP73). Gene Ontology annotation, molecular function: protein binding. The record is from RefSeq and is a predicted model, not a curated record. Bases 521 to 1876 code for a protein of 451 amino acids. Lineage: Eukaryota; Metazoa; Chordata; Lepidosauria; Squamata; Phrynosomatidae. Gene Ontology annotation, biological process: protein localization to mitotic spindle pole body; microtubule anchoring at mitotic spindle pole body; mitotic sister chromatid segregation. Gene Ontology annotation, cellular component: microtubule organizing center; mitotic spindle; MWP complex. The transcript is spliced from 13 exons.
UGUAUAUGUAUAUUCCUUUCCCACUGUGGAGGUGUCUUAUCUAUCGGUACUUUAGCACCCCUUAAAAUGAGGCAUUUUAGUUUUAUAUUGUUAGAUUUCCCUUUUAAAAGUAGCCAUCCCUUUACACUUUCCAGGUCUCUCCUCCAUUCCUGUAGCGUGAGAUAGGCCCCUUUCCGUUUCCUAGAGCAAAUAUCCAUUCUCAGGUUGGAAAACAGCAUUUUCCUUCUCCGGAGCAGAGAAGUCACCCAUUAUUCCAGAACAUUUCAACAAAGAGCCACAUCAUCUUUCCAGCAAGAAGCAUCCUUAUUGAUCAAAUGAGACGAACCAUUUUGCUGCAUGAUGUGGAAGAUCUCCUCCUUUGCUUGACCUUAUUCUACAGUUUGCAUUUGCUUUGGAGAUACAACCAUUAGGACCUACUUCUUCAGUGGACUAGAGAGCAGAGACUAAGCACAAAGACUAUGCACUUAGGCUGAGCUUUGGACCCUUGUAUCGAAUUCUUAUCCUCCUUGAUUUGGACAGUAUGAAUUUUUCCGAAGCGUUCAAACUCUCCAGCCAGUUGUGCCAGUUCUCCCCAGACGGGAAAUGCCUGGCUUCAGGGGUUCAAUACCGUUUGGUGGUUCGGGAUGCCAACACCCUCCAAAUCCUGCAGCUCUUCACCUGCCUGGACCAAAUCCAACACAUCGAGUGGUCUUCAGAUUCUCUCUUCAUACUAUGCGCCAUGUACAAACGGGGAAUUGUGCAGGUCUGGUCCUUGGAGCAACCGGAUUGGCACUGCAAGAUCGAUGAAGGCUCAGCGGGACUGGUGGCUACUUGCUGGAGCCCAGAUGGCCGUCACAUUCUCAAUACUACCGAGUUCCACCUGCGGAUAACUGUCUGGUCCUUGUGUACGAAAUCUGUGUCUUAUAUCAAGUACCCAAAGGCCUGUCAGCAGGGAAUCGCGUUUACGAAGGACGGACGCUACCUGGCCCUGGCAGAGCGGAGAGACUGCAAAGACUACAUCAGUCUCUUUGUGUGCAGCGACUGGCAGCUUUUAAGGCACUUUGAAACUGAAACUCAGGACAUGGUCGGGAUUGAAUGGGCUCCGAACGGCUGCGUAUUAGCAGUCUGGGACAGCUGCCUUGAGUAUAAGGUUCUGCUGUAUUCACUCGAUGGCCGGCUGCUGUCCACAUACAAUGCCUACGAAUGGUCCCUGGGUGUUAAAUCUAUCGCUUGGAGCCCCAGCAGUCAGUUCUUGGCAAUCGGCAGUUUUGACGAAAAGGUGCGCAUUUUGAACCACGUGACCUGGAAGAAAAUAGCCGAAUUUGAGCAUCCCGUAAACAUUGUCAGCCCAAAGAUAAUUGUUUAUAAGGAAGCGGAGAAGUCUCCAGCCGUGGAAAUGGAGAAACUUGCUUUCCCUCCUUCCAAGAAAAUGGCCAGCUCCCUCUUCAGCACAAAGAGUAAAUAUGAAGUUAUGCAAGUCCCGGUUUCAUUGCAUUAUGUGAAACCUGCUGUGGACCGGGCCAAUCCAAGAAUCGGAGUCGGGAUGUUGGCUUUCAGCUCCGAUAACUGCUUUUUGGCAACCAGAAAUGAUAACGUUCCUAAUGCUGUCUGGAUCUGGGAUGUUCAAAAGAUGAAGCUGUUUGUUAUCUUGGAGCAGCUCUGUCCCGUUAAUCUGUUCCAGUGGGAUCCCUCCCAGUCCCGGCUUGCCAUUUGUACUGGGAACAACAGAGUAUACCUGUGGUCCCGGGCUGGAUGCAUAUCUGUACAGGUGCCCAUGGAAGGUGACUUCCAGGUGACUUCUGUCUGUUGGCACUCCAGCGGUAGCUCUCUGGCUCUCUUGAGCAAGGACAACUUCUGUAUGUGUUUCUUAGACAGACAAGAGGAAGAGGUGAAGUAGCUGCACCCAAAGCUAAGUGAAAAUGCAAAGCGAAGUUGAAGUGGAGCAGCGCAUUGUUUGUGCACACUGCUUUUCCAACAUUAAGCAAAAAGGCAAAGGAAACUGGUCAGUUGAGCCAGGGCACUUGUGGUUCAAGUCUGAAUAUAGAAGGUGGAAGAUGGAUAAAUUGCUGUGAAUGCACUUUAAACAGUGUGCUUAGGUAUUUAUAAAUAGGGGGGAACCUGAUAUUUGAAUUUCAAACUUUUACAUUUCGUUUUCUGUGUAUAUUUUAACAGUCUGCAAGCUGCUUUGUGAGGAUAUUUCAAUAAACAGAUUUGUUAAA